UUUUAAGCCAAUCAUGUUUAUGAUAUGUAAAUACCGACACUAAUUUCACUUCAUGCAAAAAAAAAAAGAAAAAACUAUCUCGACACGCGUAGCAUCCUUCAUCAUUCAACAAUGUACGGUAUUUUAUCAUUCAAAUAUUUUUUUUUUAGCCAGCAUAAAUCAAUCAAUUUGCUAUCGUCUUUCAAACUACUGAUUCUGUUACAAUAAUAGAAAAAGAAAAGGGCACUUAUCUGUUUAUUUAACAAAAAGCAUAAUGGGUGUUGAAACAAGCUUUUUUUUUUUUUGUUUGGUUUUAGUAUUUUGUGACUUGAUUCAUUGCUACUCACACACUUUAUUGCAUCAUAGUUAACUAUUUUUCUUUCUUUUCUCUCUCUCUUUUUUUUUUCACACACUAAAUGAACAAUAAUAACUUUCAGCAGCCUCCCUCUCAAAAUACGAUGAGCAUGCAACACCAGCAGCAAUACAAUGCGAUCCAACAACAGUACACACAAGACCAACCGAGAUUUAGCAUGUCUGACGUCAAGACACCUUAUACAAAUGAUUUCAAAUCCAUCAAUGAUGAUAAUAAAAAUACCGUCUUACCAGACUACAACAAUGUCAAUAGUAGUACGGGUAUCACACCGAGAGAAAAGGAGCAACAACAGAUACGUCAACGACAACAACAACAACAAAAUCAGGAUAUCAGUAAAGGAUAUCCUGGUGUGGUGGGUGGUACACCUGCUGAAGCGCGAGGUGUACAAGGUUAUGAUGCACAAGGAAAUCCCAUCUAUCCUCCAUUUAUUGCUCAAAGACAUCAGAUUGAACAAUCUUUAGGUCCAACCUGUAAAGAUGGAGGAUAUCAUGAUUUACGCAUGUUAUUAACCUCUUCUUCUUUACUUUUUGCAAUCUUAAUUGUUCCUUACUGUUGUGGUUAUCGAGGAAGUCGAGUGUGUACAUGUACCAAGUGUAAACAAAAGUUUCCCAACAUACAGCUUCCCUCGCCGCAAUAACCAAUAAUAAUAAUAAAAAAAGGGGGGCCUCUAAUACAUCAACAAAUGCUUAAAUAA
Messenger RNA from Mucor mucedo, 1046 nucleotides. RefSeq lists its product as uncharacterized. The record is from RefSeq and is a predicted model, not a curated record. NCBI's taxonomy places the organism in Eukaryota, Fungi, Mucoromycota, Mucoromycetes, Mucorales, Mucoraceae. The coding region runs from base 396 to 989 and encodes 197 amino acids. The transcript has 2 exons.